AAUCACUUCGCCUCGGCGGACUCCGCUCUCUGGCUUCCCUCUUUGAGUGCUUAUGGGUGCCCACCCAAGGGAGCUGCCGCUCAGACCCCGGUCUCCUUAGUACUCACCCGAGAUCAUCAGGAACCCAGAGGCUUCGGUGUUGUCUCCCCUUCUCAAUGGCGUUUCUGGCGUCCACCUCAGGAGUCUCCUUAGCCAGCCUUGAUACACUCGGAAAUUAAACAGAGGAUCCACUGCAUAUAUUCUUGAAAAUUUUCAUCAUAUAUGUUCCGAACUUACCAAAUAAGCAUAAGGAUUUGAAGGUACUAACAGAGUGAGGGACAGGCCAAAAGCACAGCAGUAGGUGUGGAGAGGCCAUGGAAUAUCCACCCGCCAGAUAAUCAUCGCUGGAGUAACUGGAAGCAUCUGAAUGUAGGCUGCAGGAGUCCUGAAGGUUGAUGGAGGGCCAUGCUAUUCAAACAGCAGGCGUGGCUGAGACAGAAGCUCCUGGUGCUGGGAAGCCUUGCCGUUGGAAGUCUCCUGUAUCUAGUCGCCAGAGUUGGGAGCUUGGAUAGGCUACAACCCAUCUGCCCCAUCGAAGGCCGAUUCGGAGCCCGUGGCCAGGCUGAAUUCCCCCUGCGCGCCCUACAGUUUAAGCGUGGCCUGCUGCACGAGUUCCGGAAGGGCAACUCUUCCAAGGAGCAGGUACACCUUCAGGACCUGGUCCAGCAACUUCCCAAGGCCAUUAUCAUUGGAGUGAGGAAAGGAGGCACCAGGGCCCUGCUUGAGAUGCUGAACCUCCAUCCCGCAGUGGUCAAAGCCUCUCAAGAAAUCCACUUUUUUGACAAUGAUGAGAAUUAUGCCAAGGGCAUUGAGUGGUAUAGGAAAAAGAUGCCUUUUUCCUACCCUCAGCAAAUCACAAUUGAAAAGAGUCCAGCAUAUUUUAUCACGGAGGAGGUUCCGGAAAGGAUUUACAAGAUGAACUCAUCCAUCAAGUUGUUGAUCAUUGUCAGGGAGCCAACCACAAGAGCUAUUUCUGAUUACACUCAGGUGCUAGAGGGGAAAGAGAGGAAGAAUAAAACUUAUUACAAGUUUGAGAAGCUGGCCAUAGACCCUAAUACCUGCGAAGUGAACACGAAAUACAAGGCAGUAAGAACCAGCAUCUACACCAAACAUCUGGAAAGGUGGUUGAAGUACUUUCCAAUUGAGCAAUUCCACAUUGUUGAUGGAGAUCGCCUCAUCACGGAACCCCUACCAGAACUUCAACUUGUGGAGAAGUUCCUAAAUCUUCCCCCAAGGAUAAGUCAAUACAAUUUGUAUUUCAAUGCUACCAGAGGGUUUUACUGCUUGCGAUUUAACAUUAUCUUUAACAAGUGCCUGGCGGGCAGCAAGGGGCGCAUUCAUCCAGAGGUGGACCCCUCUGUCAUUACCAAAUUGCGCAAAUUCUUUCACCCUUUCAAUCAAAAAUUUUACCAGAUCACUGGGAGGACAUUGAACUGGCCCUAAAAUAAUACAUCAUACAACACUGUGUGUUGUGCCUGGAGACAGACAGUGUCUCUUCUAGAUUAAAAUAUGCACUUUUCCUAGACACAACUGUCCACGUCAUUUUUCCAUGUAUACUUGUACAUAUGCAGUGUGUGACCAAAUAUAAGAUCAGCUCUUUUUCUACUGAAAAUUUACAAAAUCAAAACAAAACAAAGCACCAAUUUGCAGUCUACAUAGUUGCAUCUUUUAUGCUAUUUACAAAAAGAAGAGGUGGUGAUACUGGGAAAAAGUGACUUCAACUAUUCUCAAAGAGUUAGUCUUCCUUUGAGUCAGGAUUUGUCGCCUGCCAUUUUCAUAGAUUUAAGCCAAAAGAUGAACAUGUGAAAAUGUACCAAUGGCUGUGAAGUUUCAGGAAGUAGAGGAUUCAGUUAUGCAUACUUUUCUAAGGGAAAGCUGACUCUUUAAUUCAGUUGCUGAAUUGAUGCCAUGAAAACAGAAAAUACUAUUUUCUUAUUAUUUAAAAGAAUGUCUUAGCUCAUAAAAUGGACAUCAUUCCAAAGUUCCCAUGGUGAUUUUGCACUAUUGUUUUCUCGUAUGGACCAUGGUGUCACUUGUAGCAUGUCAAUCACACGUCGGAAAGUUGAGUCCUUUGGCUUCCAUGUUCUAUGUCAACAAAGAGAAAUGUCAUGUACAUAUUGUAUAUAGUUGUAUAUACUGCUUUCACACUAAGUAAUUCUAUUUUGUAAACUGAAUAUGGCUAUUUAAUUUAUUGUGGAAAUUAAAUUUAUUGUGGUAUUUAAAAAAUGGAAUGGAUUAAAAUUACUCUAUGUGCAAUUUUUUUUUACUCAUUUGUCUUACAUGCCCCUUGCUGGCUCCCAAAGUCAAAGCUGUUUAUGUACACACAAGAGCACUUGGAAAGAUGC
Dama dama (fallow deer) is the source of this 2384-nucleotide messenger RNA. RefSeq names its product heparan sulfate-glucosamine 3-sulfotransferase 5 (gene HS3ST5). NCBI's taxonomy places the organism in Eukaryota, Metazoa, Chordata, Mammalia, Artiodactyla, Cervidae. Bases 445 to 1482 code for a protein of 345 amino acids. The record is from RefSeq and is a predicted model, not a curated record. The transcript has 5 exons. Gene Ontology annotation, molecular function: [heparan sulfate]-glucosamine 3-sulfotransferase activity.